Mycotypha africana is the source of this 2457-nucleotide messenger RNA. RefSeq lists its product as uncharacterized. NCBI's taxonomy places the organism in Eukaryota, Fungi, Mucoromycota, Mucoromycetes, Mucorales, Mycotyphaceae. The record is from RefSeq and is a predicted model, not a curated record. The transcript is spliced from 2 exons. Gene Ontology annotation, biological process: regulation of DNA-templated transcription; neuron differentiation; central nervous system development. The coding region runs from base 1 to 2457 and encodes 818 amino acids. Gene Ontology annotation, molecular function: DNA-binding transcription factor activity, RNA polymerase II-specific; DNA binding.
AUGACAUCUUCUCUAGAACAACAACGCCCUGUUUGGCCACAGCAUCAUCAACAGCAUCAGCCAGCGCAACAGCAAUUGACCCACAGUCAAAGUGAUGUUUCUCUGCCUGUCAACUCAUUAUCUUCAUUAUCACCUCAUCAGGAUCAAUUAAUGCCUGCAACUCCCAUGAAUACAGACACUUCGACAUCCAACACUGGGAGUGACCCCUCGAAAGGUACUCAACACACAUCACAAUCGGAACAGCAACAGCAGGCGCCUGUUCGUAAAAGAACAAGAGCUACUGCUGAUCAGCUUUCUGUUCUUGAAGAUACUUUCGCUGUUAAUGUGAGCCCAAAUUCAAAGCUCCGUAAACAACUUGCGGAACAACUCAACAUGAGUGAGAGAUCCAUUCAAAUCUGGUUUCAAAAUAGACGAGCCAAAGUCAAGCACAUGCAAAAGCGAGCUCAAAUGCAAAUGCAUCAAGCAACGCUGCGUGCUCAAUUAUAUCAUCAUCAGCAGCAGCAGCAAUAUAGCAACUACUAUACCAAUGAGUAUUAUCAUUCAUAUCCACCACCCCAUCAUUUUCCACCCUUUCAUCAACAACAUCAUUAUCUGUAUCCUUAUCAGUACCAGCAUGGGCGUAAUGUGACAGUACCUCAUCAACAGCCAAUAGCGUCUAAUACUAUACCUGUAUCCAGAGCUCAAAGUGUAGAUGUUAUAGCUCAUAAGCAUCCGCACCAACAACGUCCCUACCACCCACCCAUAUAUCCCCAUCCUACGUCAGGGCCUCAUUCUAUAAAUGCUACUUCAACAUCACACCUUCCUUCUCAACAGCUUAUUGCACCUGCUAUGUUUGUACAUCAGCGGUCACAACAGCUUGCAUGGCAAAGUAAUCCUGUCUCGAACAUAUCUUUGACUAGGCAAAGCAUGCCUCCACAAAUAUACGAUAUUGCCAUGAAUUUAGAUUUUCCUGAUUAUAUUGGCACACCUACUCCACCACCAAGGACGCAUUCUGUCACUUCUGCUCCUAUCAUUACUAAUGAUCCCAAUAUACCCACUCUAAUUUCUGUUCCAGAUGCUGGACCUACUGCUAUGCUCACUUCGACAUUGAAACAAUCUUCCAUGCCGCCACUUUCUGUUGAGGAAGAUACUAACUCUGAAAAAUUUACAUCAUCAGUAUUAAAGAGCUCUUCCUCACCAGAAAUUAUCAGAAUGGAACAACUUCCAACAAUAGAUCCUUCAACUUUGUUAAUGAAAGCAGCUAUUAGUGGAGAAGAAACAACACAGCAGCUCACAGAGUCUACCACCGCAGAGGUCAAAACCAACGACACAGUGGAAGACAUUCAUCACAAUGAAAGACAUACACAUCACUCCAAUGAAGAACCUGCUUCUGAGCCUGCUUCUUGUCACACCAUUGAAAACGAAAAGCCUGAUUCAAAUAUUUCUGGAGAAAUACAUUUAGCAAAAAAUCAGCAGGAACAGACACUCAACACGAUCGUAACAUCUAAUGGACCAGAAGAAGAGCCGAAAGACUUGUAUCUCAGUGCAACGACACUCACAGUUGGAACCUGGCACCGACUAAAAAGCGUAUUACAAAAUUUAGAUUCUGCAUCCACUACAUCCAUUAUUCCUACUGCUGACCUUGUUUGUGUCUAUUGUCCGGAUAAAAAAUUGUUUGCUUGGCAUGUAAUCGAUAGUGGUUGUCACUUCAAAAUGGAAAUCUCCCAAGAAGCUAUUUCGAGCAUUGAGUUUAUUGCUCUUAGCCAUCAGCAACAACAGUCUCCAUCUAUUGCCCAAAUUCAUUUCGAUAUAAGCGAACCUCCUUUAUUUUACAUGGAGUCAAGUAUUCAACAACAGCAACAACAACAGCAACCGAAAAGGCUAGAUUUGAGCCAACAAAGAAAGGCUAAAAAGAAAAAGAUGAACACAACUGGUGCCGAUGAACAAUCAGAAGCAGCUUCUUCUGAUGAACCAACAGCAACAUCAACAACUAUCACCACACCUGUUUGGGUACAAUGUUCCGACUUCACUGAAGGUAAACAAGCUUCUCGUUAUUUCAGGCACACUAUUCAGGGUGAUGCUUAUUGUUUAAAACGGGAGAUCAUGGCGCUAAUAAAUAAUCAUGAAGAGACAAGACGAUUUGUUCACUUCACUGACCCAAUUGCGUCCAGCUCUUCAAUACCAUCUAUUCACGCUGUUCCUCUGAAUUACAUGUAUUCACAACAGCAGCAACAGCAGCAGCCGUUAAUAGUUGAUGCUCAUCAACGAAGUGAGUUUUAUCUCUCAAAUACGCCUUUUUACAAUGAUAGCAUGCUAUUACCUAGUAAUAAUAGUACCAUCUCUGAUUUUCCAAGUGGUAUUGUUGAUCUGACAACGAACACAAGCAAUCCUAGUCUUUCCAACAAUAAUAGCGAUGCUACGUUGACAUAUUGGACUGACGCUAACAUAAACAGUACCUGUGAUCUCUUCAUGGACUAA